Molecule: messenger RNA, 1431 nt
Organism: Dictyostelium purpureum
Lineage: Eukaryota; Evosea; Eumycetozoa; Dictyosteliales; Dictyosteliaceae
Product: bifunctional UMP-synthetase
Exons: 2
Coding region: 1-1431 (476 amino acids)
Biological process (GO): 'de novo' pyrimidine nucleobase biosynthetic process; 'de novo' UMP biosynthetic process
Molecular function (GO): orotidine-5'-phosphate decarboxylase activity; orotate phosphoribosyltransferase activity
Source: RefSeq, a predicted model, not a curated record
AUGAAUGUUCAAGAAUUAGUUUUAAAAUUAAAUGAUAUCGAUGCAGUUAAAUUAGGUGAAUUCAAAUUAAAGAGUGGUAUCAUCUCACCAAUUUAUAUCGAUCUUAGAGUUACAGUAUCAUCACCACAAUUACUCGCAUCAAUUGCAGAGAUGAUGUACCAAAAAGUAUAUUGCAGCGGAACAGCACAAGGCAAACCAUCAUUAGUUUGUGGUGUACCAUACACUGCCUUACCAAUUGCUACUGGUAUGUCAAUUGCCCACGAUAUUCCAAUGGUUGUUCGUAGAAAGGAAGCCAAAGCUUAUGGUACUAAGCAAUUAAUUGAAGGUCGUUUCAAAGAAGGUGAUAAUGUUUUAGUUGUCGAAGAUCUUGUUACUAGUGGUGCCUCAGUACUUGAAACCGUCAGAGAUUUAAAUUCAGUCGGCUUAACUGUUACUGAUGUCGUCGUUUUAUUAGAUCGUCAACAAGGUGCAAGAGAAACCCUCGAAAAGAACGGUCUUCGUCUCCACUCUGUUUUCACAAUGGAAGAAUUAAUCAAUACACUCAUUGAAAGCGGUAAAUUAGCUGGUAAAACUUUAGAUUUAGUCAAAGCUUUCUUAGAAGCCAAUCGUAAUGUUACCGUUCCAGCCCCAGCACCAGCACCAGUUGUAGUUGCUUCAAAUAAAAGAUUCGAAGAAAGAGCCAAAAUUGCUGUUAACCCAAUGGCUACCAAACUCUUUAAUCUCAUGGCUUCAAAAAAAACCAAUCUUGCUGUUGCCGCCGAUUUAACAAAUAAACAAGAAAUUUUAAAUUUAGCAGAAUCAAUUGGUUCCGAAAUUUGCGUACUUAAAACUCAUAUCGAUAUCAUUGAAGACUAUGACCAAACAUUCAUCAGUGCUCUUGAAGCUAUUGCCUCAAAACACAACUUUUUAAUUUUUGAAGAUCGUAAAUUUGCCGAUAUCGGUAAUACUGUUAAAUAUCAAUUUGAAAAUGGUGUUUACCAAAUUUCAAAAUGGGCUCAUAUGGUCACUGUUCAUGGUGUUGCUGGUUCAGCCAUCAUUGAAGGUUUCAAAGACGGUUUAAAACAAAAUGGUUCAGGUUUAUUAUUAUUAGCUCAAAUGUCAUCAAAGGGUUCAAUGUGUGUUGGCGAAUAUACUAAUCAAAUGAUCGAAAUGGCAAACAAUAAUAAAGAACAAGUUAUGGGUUUAAUUUGCCAAGAAAGAUUACAAUCAAUGACUGAUAAUUUAGUUUUAAUGACACCAGGUGUCCAAUUUAAUUCAACAGGUGAUAAAAUGGGUCAACAAUACAAUACUCCAGAAUAUAUUAUUAAAGAAAAAAAUACAGAUAUCAUUAUUGUAGGUAGAGGUAUUUACCAAAACUCUCAACCAAAAACUGAAGCCAUUAAAUACAGAGCUGCCUCAUGGAAUGCCUACGAGUCAAAAAAUUUUAAUUAA